GAUAGUGUUAUCAGUCUUUGUGUUUGUGUUGAUGCUGAUGUUGAUGCUUGCGGUGAUAUUAUACAAAAGUUUCAGAAAGAAAAAGCGAAGACGAGACAUCAUCUGUUCAGAAGGUGAAGGGCAGCAAAUGAUUUCGAUAAAAAGCAAAACCCGAUGGGAGAUAACUAAGGAGUUUCAAAACUACUUGGAGAAAGAAAUUCAUGGAAUGUUUCCUAAUAUCUUGAAUACCUUUUACUUCGUGCCUCCAGUAUACUUUAAUAGAACUCAAUACAAAACACAGCUUGCUGCCGAUGAAGUCAUCUACGUCCUGGACUCUCAUGACCCUCCUGACUUCAGACAGGACCAAGCAUUACAACAUGUCUUUCACUGCUUACGGCACAUGGCAGAACAGAGACAGGAACAAAUGUUUGUUCUGACACAGUUCAGGUACGAAGACUAUCUAAACAGUCCAGAUAGCAAAUACAAUAAACACAAGCUGCCUGUACCUGCUGAUCUGAAAGAGGCUGAUAAACGAACAAAGUGUUUCGACCUUCUCAUCUUUCACCGAAGUCUUGGAGUCUUAGUCGUGGUGGUCAAGCCUGUCAGUGGGGAUGGCCAUGAUGACCAUCAGAAACUGGCCUCACUUGUGGAACUAGAACUAUCCGAGGCCAUCCAGCAGCUGAAUAUGGCUAAUAGCAUACUCAAACAUCUUAUGUCGGAUCAGGACGUGCAUCCGAUAAUCCGACAUGCUGUGAUAAUGCCCAAUUUAGAGAGUUCUUCGCUACGGGAAGCCAUUAACACUGAUUCGAAAGUGGUCAAGAACUUGCUCAGAUGUUUGGGAGCUACAGCAGAAGAAAAAGUCGAGGAUCUGUGUCUGUGUGCCGAGCACCUGUCAAAGCCAGACACACCUUGGGACGUCAGUUCUGAAGUUGUCAGUAACAUGCAGAGAUGGUUUAAGAAGAUAAUGAAAAUCCCUGUGUUGGACACAAGUUCUUACGAGAAGUUUUAUGUCAGCAUGAUCGCUAGAUUUUGUGGGCCUGCCACAAAGUCAAGUCUAAAGGUCCCGAAUGCUUCCGCACCCUUCGUGUUGCCCAAGACACUGGACGAAGCCGUGUUCUUGACCGGACAAAUGUUUGAGCGGUCUGUACUUAGCUCAGACAUGGCUGAACUGUUGAAUAGUCAAAGAAGGUUUCUCUAUGGGCCACCCAAUACGGGCAAGACAAGGAUGCUGACUCUCAUUGGAAAAAAGUGUCUGUCCAGUGGCAAUGAUGUGCUCAUCGUUAAAGACGAGUCUUCAAAGAGCGACAGCUUUCUCUCGGAACACUUGCAGGCGCUAGCAGCAUCCAACACGAAGUUACCAAGGUCUACUUUCGGCUCAGUCUACACUGAAACAUGCGACUUGAAGCAGAAAACAGCUGAAAUUAUCGACAGAAUCAAAUCACAAGAAGAGAAGAAAGUUCCACUUGUCCUCCUGGACGACGUACAUCUUGACGAGCAAAAUUUAAAAAUCGUUCUAGAGGCCCUGCUAAAAGAAUUUCAGGGUCUAUGGGUGACUUCUAUCAGUCGCCAUACGUGUUCAGAAGGUUUACCUGAAUCAUCGCUCACCUGCUGUCUGAACUGCCCGCCGGCUACCUUGAGAGUAGCACCAUUGGCAGACAGGGUGUACGGGAAGCACACAGGUUCAAAUGAAGCAUCACAGCAUUUCUUUCCUACAGACGGCCCACCUGUCAAAUACUUCUACCACCGAAAACAGUCACAUCUUGGGUGUCGUCUUCAGUAGACUGCGGGACGGCCAUUCCCUGGUCCUCUACAUCACGUGAGUGUAAGGAGUGUGGACUGAACGUCGGCGAAUUUCUUACGAAAACUCUUCUCAUCCGCAAAUCUGACCUAGCUGAGAUGGAAACACACGUAAACAAGUCCGCGGCUCAGGUAGAAAACAUGGCUAAAUCAAGAUCAGUUCUUCACUGCAGUGACAUUCUGAUUGUGUUUGAGUGUGAAGGGAGAAAAGAUAACUUCCUGAGGGGCUUAAGGGAGUCUGGCAUCGCAGUUCGUCUGCUCCAGUUCGAAAAGGACAAAGUCGUUGCUACUGACGACGGCGACACCGCAUUGGCUUUGACUGUUGGUCAGAUGCAGAUGUUCAGGGCAAAGAGAAAAAUCGUUGUGUAUGUGGAGUCUGAUUCUGAGUGCAAAGAUGUGGAGAACAAACAGCGAGCCAUCACCAGCUGUACUUCACAGCUGAUUGUGGUUCGUGUGAAACAGAACAUUCCGUCACAAAUGAUCAGCUUAGUCUUUAAAUGAUAUGGAAAUUUCAUAAUACAUGAUAUUUAAUUAUAGAUGUCUUACAGAUUUUUUUACAACUUUCUGUUAUACAAGGUCUAUGUGUGUUCACUUUGUUAUGCAAUGUUAAUGAGGAUAUAGUGUGAAAUAGUAUGACAUAAGGAAUGUUAAUGUGUUUUUGUUACAGAUAGAAAAUAAAUAUAUGUAUUUUGGCCAACAUGUAUAAAUUAAGGAAAAAGAAACAUAGAUUGGCUUGGGAAAGUGCAGAGAGUAAAAUGUUAAACUGUUUACUAUUAGCAGUCUGAAAUGUAGUCAUCAGAGUCUGCUAUAUUUUGUAUGUAUAAACACAAUCUAUCAUCUCUUUCAAAGGUUUAUGUUAUUAAUAAACACAAUGAAGUUUAAUGAUAUUAAGAGAAAGUUAUUUUCUUUUGAGAAAUUUAAAUAACGCUUAUAGACAUUUUUAUAAAUUUAGAUGUAGUUUUCAUACCCCAAGUACUCUGUAGGCAACAUGAUAACAUAUUACGCUUAAUAAUAUAGAUUAAGUAUUCUUUGAUCAAUAGAGGGAAAUGUAUUAAAAUCCUUUUGUUUAAUCUUUAUAGCCACACACUGUGAUUUACAUUUAUAAUAUUAAUUUGUUUCUAGUCGUAGUAACCUAUGAUAACGAAAGACACUGACCAGAGAAAUAUAAAAAAAUGUUUUUGUGUGAGCACCUAUCAUUUGAUUCACAUUCUUUGUUGUUAUGAAAACUUUUACUAAAAUGAUAUUUUUAAAAAUUGUAUAAACUUUAAAUACUCAUUUUAAUAACAAAAAGACAUGGCCAAUAAACCUGAAAAAGCC
This is a messenger RNA of Pomacea canaliculata, 3093 nucleotides long. RefSeq lists its product as uncharacterized. Lineage: Eukaryota; Metazoa; Mollusca; Gastropoda; Architaenioglossa; Ampullariidae. The record is from RefSeq and is a predicted model, not a curated record. The transcript has 7 exons. Bases 32 to 1759 code for a protein of 575 amino acids.